UGUAAAAUGGCCGAUUGAAAUGAAAAGAGUUUUUUUAACAUUUUCUCCAACAUCUUUAAAAUUAGGAUACAUAAAGACUCAGUUAAGUGAUAGUAUUAUAAACAACUACCCAAUUUUCGAAUGUGGGUGCAGAAAUAAGUGCCGAUUGGUGUUGAUGUUGCCAUAAUCUUAAAUUUGAGGUUACUUCCGGUUUUCGUUUUGUGUUUUGCAGUGGUGAACAUGAAAAAUAGACGAAUUACACGAUAAUACAACUGACAACAAUAACAGUAGUGAAUAGGGAUAAAUAAGAAAUAAAAUUGAAAUAAAUUCAGCAUUGAAAAUGGAUGAGGAAGCACCAAUUGCACAUGCAUCAAGCCCAAGCCCUGCUGCCACUACCAGUGAUCUCCCAGUUCAAAGCUCAAGUGUACUAAAUUCAACAAGUAUUGGUGAUGGACACUUACCAACAUUAAAACGGACUAUAAUUCCAUCAAGACAUCGUGUUUUACACAAAGCAUCAUCUUUGCCUUCUUCCUUGGGUGUUCCUACACGCAGGAGUUCCUCAAGAGCUAUUAAAAGAAAGAAGUUUGAUGAUGAGGUGGUUGAAAGUAGCUUGAUCAAGACAGAAAAGUUAAAGUUAAAAUUGCCGUCAGAUAUCAAGCUUGAACCUGUACCUGUAGUUGAACCAAUUGCUCCAGUGCCAGUUAUACCUCCUCCAGAAAAGAAGAAAGUAAAAAUGGCUGUAAUCAAGCCAGCUACAAAAAGGAUGAAAAAGCCAAAGGCACCUGUACCUGCUUCAACUAAGGACUUGGGGCGAUGGAAAGCACAGGAUGAUCUGUUAUUAAUUAAUGCAGUUCAACAGACAAAUGAUUUGACAGCCGUACAUUUAGGAGUGAAGUUUACCUGUAGAUUUACAUUAAAGGAGAUACAAGAACGAUGGUAUGCCUUACUCUAUGACCCUGUUAUAUCAAAAUUGUCAGUGACAGCUAUGAAACAGCUACACCCUGAUGUUGCUGCUGCUGUCCAUGCAAAAGCGCUCUUCAGUAAGGAGGAGGAAACAUUGCUAGGAAAAAUUACAUCAACAAGCCAACCUCAAAUGGAAGUUUUCAACGACUUGUUGUCUAAGCACAGUUCAGUAUUUCAUCCCAUGAGAACAGGCAAGGUGCUACAUAAUCACUGGUUGCUCAUGAAACAGUACCACCUUCUACCAGAUCAGUCAGUUCAACCAAUGCCCAGGGGAGAUCAUGUGUUGAACUUCUCAGAUGCGGAAGAUAUGGUGAAUGAUGAAGAUCUUAGGGAAACUACAGACUCUUCCCUUGAACAUGAAUUAUCUGUUGCUGAUCGUCGGCAGAAACGGGAAAUUCGACAUCUAGAACAGGAACUACCAAAAUGGCAGGUUUUAGUAGACAGCGUAACAGGUAUAAGUCCCCCAGACUUUGACAACCAAACUCUUGCCGUUCUCCGUGGUAGAUUGGUGAGAUACCUGAUGAGAUCUAGAGAGAUUACAUUGGGUAGAACUACAAAAGAUAAUCAAAUAGAUGUAGAUCUGUCACUAGAGGGCCCUGCCUGUAAAAUCUCUCGUCGUCAAGGUGUCAUAAAAUUACGAAAUAAUGGUGACUUUUUCAUAGCUAAUGAGGGAAAGCGGCCAUUGUACAUCGAUGGUAAACCUGUACUUGUAGGGAACAAACAGAGACUGAACAAUAAUUCUGUAGUAGAGAUCUCAUGCCUGAAGUUUAUAUUCCUGAUUAACACAGACCUUAUAAAUGUUAUUCGAUCGGAAGCACAGAAAACUUGAUAGUGAAAAAUAUUGGACAAUGGAGGAUAACUCCCUGGUGCCUCAGACAGCAGAGGUUUUUUUCCCAGGUGCUCUUGAUUUCAGUGAUAUGAUCAAUGAAGGGGGGCUUUAUCCAAAUGCAGGACAGCUUAAGGAGAGCAUUACCUCAUCUGCGAUCAUGACAUGCUUUAGUGUAUUUUCUAUACUUGACACAUUAUGAAAACUGAACAGUAUUUUGCUAAUUUAGUAACAAUUUAGUAACAAAAUCUAUUUUAAAAUGCAGUGAAAUUCAACAGAUGUUCAUUUCAUGAAAUGGUUCUUUAAUUUUAUUCUAGCCUUGAAUAUUAUUACAACAAGGAUAUAGAAGAAAUGGCUUAAAUGAAAGCUUCUGGUAAUG
Messenger RNA from Owenia fusiformis, 2147 nucleotides. The record is from the annotation of a GenBank genome assembly. Lineage: Eukaryota; Metazoa; Annelida; Polychaeta; Sabellida; Oweniidae.